CUUGUCCGCCCUACAACCCCCAUGGGCUGCCGCCCGCCGCCGCCUCGGCUGCCACCCAGGACAAGGCAAGGAUAAGCGCAGGACCAGACGGACACCAUGUCUGGAGACUAUGAGGAUGACCUCUGCCGGCGGGCUCUCAUCCUGGUCUCAGACCUCUGUGCACGGGUCCGAGACGCCGACACCAAUGACAGGUGCCAGGAGUUCAAUGAGCUGCGAAUCCGAGGCUACCCCCGGGGUCCAGAUGCAGACAUUUCCGUGAGCCUGCUGUCGGUCAUCGUCACAUUCUGUGGCAUUGUCCUCCUGGGUGUCUCUCUCUUUGUGUCCUGGAAGUUGUGCUGGGUGCCCUGGCGGGACAAGGGAGGCUCGGCAGUGGGCGGCGGCCCCCUGCGGAAAGACCUAGGCCCUGGGGUUGGGCUGGCCGGCCUGGUGGGUGGUGGCGGGCACCACCUGGGGGCUGGCCUGGGUGGCCAUCCUCUGCUCGGCGGCCCACAUCACCAUGCCCACACGGCCCACCAUCCGCCCUUCGCCGAGCUGCUGGAGCCGGGCAGCUUGGGGGGCUCCGACCCCCCGGAACCCUCUUACUUGGACAUGGACUCAUAUCCAGAGGCGGCAGCAGCAGCUGUGGUAGCUGCUGGGGUCAAACCAAGCCAGACAUCUCCUGAGCUGCCCUCCGAGGGCGGGGCAGGAUCUGGGUUGCUCCUGUUGGCCCCCAGUGGUGGGAGCUUGCCCAGUGCCCAGUCACAUCAGCAGGUCACAAGCCUAGCGCCCAGCACCAGGUACCCAGCCCUGCCCCGGCCCCUCACCCAGCAGACUCUGACCACCCAACCUGACCCGAGCAGCGAGGAGCGGCCACCUGCCCUGCCCCUGCCGCUCCCCGGUGGAGAGGAAAAAGCCAAACUCAUUGGGCAGAUUAAGCCGGAGCUGUACCAGGGCACGGGACCAGGUGGCCGGCGGGGUGGCGGGGGCUCUGGCGAGGCAGGGGCACCCUGUGGCCGCAUCAGCUUUGCCCUGCGGUACCUCUAUGGCUCCGACCAGCUGGUGGUACGGAUCCUGCAGGCCUUGGACCUCCCCGCAAAGGACUCCAAUGGGUUUUCGGAUCCCUAUGUGAAGAUCUACCUGCUGCCAGACCGCAAGAAGAAGUUUCAGACCAAGGUGCAUAGGAAGACCCUGAACCCUGUCUUCAACGAGACGUUUCAGUUCUCCGUGCCCCUGGCUGAGCUGGCGCAGCGUAAGCUGCACUUCAGCGUCUAUGACUUUGACCGCUUCUCGCGGCAUGACCUCAUCGGCCAGGUGGUGCUAGACAACCUCCUGGAGCUGGCCGAGCAGCCCCCCGACCGCCCGCUCUGGAGGGACAUCGUGGAGGGCGGCUCGGAAAAGGCAGAUCUUGGGGAGCUCAACUUCUCACUCUGCUACCUCCCCACGGCCGGGCGUCUCACCGUGACCAUCAUCAAAGCCUCUAACCUCAAAGCGAUGGAUCUCACCGGCUUCUCAGACCCCUAUGUGAAGGCCUCUCUGAUCAGCGAGGGGCGGCGUCUGAAGAAGCGGAAGACCUCCAUCAAAAAGAACACCUUGAACCCCACGUACAAUGAGGCGCUGGUGUUCGACGUGGCCCCCGAGAGUGUGGAGAACGUGGGGCUCAGCAUCGCCGUGGUGGACUAUGACUGCAUCGGGCACAACGAGGUGAUCGGAGUGUGCCGCGUGGGCCCCGAGGCCGCCGACCCCCACGGCCGCGAGCACUGGGCGGAGAUGCUGGCGAACCCCCGCAAGCCCGUGGAGCAUUGGCAUCAGCUGGUGGAGGAAAAGACUCUGACCAGCUUCACCAAAGGCAGCAAAGGACUAUCAGAGAAAGAGAACUCAGAGUGAGGGGUCUGGCCUAGGCCCGGGAUCGGACCAGGCCCCCAUCCCUUCCUGCCCGGACUGUGAACUCAUCUCCUCGAAGCCAUAAUGUCCGAGCUGCUGGUGCGGGGCAGCCCUGGGCUUGCCCUUUCUCCCCCUGGAGCGGGAGGCGGGGAGGCAGGCCCAGCUCCCUGUUUCAGGGUGGGGGGCUUUCAGCCUCCACUGUCUGUCUUCUCUUUCCUGGGGCUCCCCCUCGAGGCAAGGGGCCGUGCAUGUCUGGGGGACCCCCGCCCCACAAACCCUCUGUCUCUGUCUCUUGACUGUUGUCCAAGACUUGGUGUCCUGACCCUUGUACGUAUGUGAAUGUCAUCAGACCAGUCCUCUGUGUCCCCCAACACUCGCUCACACCUAUGUCCGCCCCUUGUGUUCGCCACACCCCGUGUCUGGCCGAUCCCCCCACCGCUGCUGCUAUCAACGCCAGAAUAAACACACUCCGUGGGUCUCACUCA
Molecule: messenger RNA, 2345 nt
Organism: Marmota flaviventris (yellow-bellied marmot)
Lineage: Eukaryota; Metazoa; Chordata; Mammalia; Rodentia; Sciuridae
Gene: Syt3
Product: synaptotagmin 3
Biological process (GO): calcium-ion regulated exocytosis
Cellular component (GO): exocytic vesicle; plasma membrane
Molecular function (GO): clathrin binding; calcium ion binding; calcium-dependent phospholipid binding
Source: RefSeq, a predicted model, not a curated record